UCAUAUUCUAUUAUAUAAUCAAUAAUGGACGAAGUUGAUUAUUGUUAUUGUUCUUACUUUUCUUUGGACUUGUUGACAAUCCUUUUCAUUAAUCCGUUUAUUUUUCCACAACAUUGUUCACAUCGUGAUCCAUUGUCAUAUAUUUUCAAUCUACUUAUUUGCCUUUCACUUUCGUUUACCGAUUCAAAGUUUGCCAUUAAAAUACAAACCUCCAAACCACAUAUAAUCAUAUCUGAGUCUUAUCCUUCCGUUACCUACAAUCUAUACAUUUUUUUGCAUUACCAUUAUCAAUUCUCAAGUUAAUUAUCCCCUUCCCAAAAGCUAUCCCAGAUUCCUCUUUAGUACUGGUUCUUUCUUUGGAGUUGACCAACACAUUCUUUCUUUUGUGUGGAACAAACAAGAAAAUUCAGUACUGCCUAUAUGAAUUGGGUGUUUUCGAAAUUGUGAUCCUGAAUUCUGAUUUCAGAUACAAGAGCGUUACAUACAGUUCAAGCUUGUCAACUGGUGUGGGGUUUGGAUUUUACAUGGCUCAUCCUGCUUAUGCCGAAACAUUUUCAUUUGGAGGCUCAAACCAUGCUCAGGGACAACAGGCGGUGCCAUUUCAGACCAACAAGGCUUCCCUUAAGUUUUUGCUUUUACAUGGGAACUUAGAUAUUUGGGUCAGGGAGGCCAAAAACCUUCCUAAUAUGGAUAUGUUUCAUACAAAAUUAGAGGGCAUGUUUUCAAAACUUUCUGGGAAGGUUAGCAACAAAAUCGAGGGGCAAAUGUCUACUGCAAUAACCAGUGAUCCAUAUGUCACAGUAUCUGUAUCAGGUGCUGUAAUUGGGAGAACUUAUGUGAUUAGUAACACUGAGAACCCUAUUUGGAUGCAGCAUUUUAAUGUUCCUGUAGCACAUUAUGCCGCGGAAGUGCAUUUUGUUGUCAAAGAUAGUGAUGUUGUUGGCUCGCAGAUUAUGGGUGCUGUGGGGAUUCCAGUGGAGCAAUUAUGCUCUGGCAUGAAAGUUGAGGGAACCUUCCCCAUCCUUAAUGCCAGUGGGAAACCUUGUAAGGCUGGAGCUGUAUUGAGUUUAUCAAUUCAAUACACCGCAGUGGGUAAAGUGAGCCUAUAUCAUGGAGUAGGUUCAGGUUCUGAUUACCAAGGAGUCCCUGGGACCUACUUUCCACUUAGGAGAGGUGGGAAAGUCACACUAUAUCAAGAUGCUCAUGUUAAUGAUGGUUGUCUUCCAAAGUUGAAGCUUGAAGGUGAUGUUCAGUAUGUGCACGGGAAUUGUUGGCGCGACAUCUUUGAAGCUAUAAGUCAGGCCCGCCGUUUGAUAUACAUUGUAGGGUGGUCUGUGUACCACAAGGUUAGACUAAUUCGAGAUGGUACUAAUGAAACGGAUUGCAUGUUAGGGGAUCUUCUCAAAAUCAAGUCACAGGAAGGUGUAAGGGUGCUGCUCCUUGUAUGGGACGAUCCUACUUCUAGGAGCAUUUUCGGAUGCAAAACGGCUGGGAUCAUGGGCACCAAUGAUGAGGAAACUCGUCGUUUUUUCAAGCAUUCGUCAGUUAAAGUGCUACUCUGCCCUCGAUCUGCUGGAAAAGGUCAUAGCUGGGUCAAGAAGCAGGAAGCUGAAACAAUCUAUACCCAUCAUCAGAAAACAGUAAUUGUAGAUGCUGAUGCAGGUCAGUAUAAAAGAAAGAUCAUGGCAUUUGUUGGAGGUCUUGAUUUAUGCAUGGGCCGAUAUGAUACUCCAAUACAUCCUCUUUUUAGUACUUUACAAACAGUGCACAAAGAUGACUACCAUAAUCCUAACUUCACGGAGCCUGCUGCUGGCUGUGCCAGAGAACCAUGGCAUGAUUUGCAUUGUCAUAUCGAUGGACCAGCUGCAUAUGAUAUUCUCACCAACUUUGAGGAGCGCUGGUUAAAGGCAUCAAAAGUCCAUGGGAUUCGAAAGCUAAAAGCCUCAUAUGAUGAUGCACUACUCAAGAUUGAAAGAAUUCCUGACAUCGUUGGGAUAGCAGAUUUUCCUCACCAAAGUCAGAAUGGUCCAGGGGAUUGGCAUGUACAGGUUUUCCGUUCAAUUGAUUCCAAUUCUGUGAAGGGAUUUCCAGAGGACCCAAAAGAUGCUACAAGCAGGAAUCUUCUAUGCGGGAAGAAUGUACUAAUAGACAUGAGCAUACAUAUAGCAUAUGUGAAGGCCAUCCGUACUGCCCAGAAAUUCAUUUAUAUUGAGAACCAGUACUUCCUUGGGUCGUCAUACAACUGGGAUUCUCACAAAGACUUAGGUGCUAACAAUUUAAUACCGAUGGAAAUUGCCCUCAAAAUUGCCAACAAAAUAAAAGCAAACGAGAGGUUCUCUGCAUAUAUUAUCAUCCCAAUGUGGCCAGAAGGUGUUCCCACAAGCACUGCCGUUCAGCGGAUUCUCUAUUGGCAGCAUAAAACGAUGCAAAUGAUGUAUGAAAUUAUUUACAAGGCUUUAAAGGAGGUUGGACUUGAGAACAAGUAUGAGCCACAAGACUAUCUGAAUUUCUUUUGCCUUGGAAAUCGUGAGGCAGCAAACAGGGAAGACAGUCUAGACACAAGAAAUUCUGCUGCAGAAAAGACUCCUCAAGCACUGACUCGGAAAAGUAGGCGUUUUAUGAUAUAUGUGCACUCAAAAGGAAUGAUAGUGGAUGAUGAGUAUGUGAUACUGGGGUCCGCAAAUAUCAAUCAGCGGUCCAUGGAAGGCACCAGAGACACUGAAAUAGCAAUGGGUGCAUAUCAGCCUCAUCAUACCUGGGCAAGCAAAGUUUCUGGUCCACGUGGACAGAUCUAUGGAUAUAGAAUGUCAUUAUGGGCGGAGCAUGUCGGGGCAAUCGAAGAAUGUUUCAAGCAACCAGAGAGCCUUGAAUGUGUGAGACAAGUACGGUCCAUGAGCGAGCGCAACUGGAGACAAUAUGCAGCUGAUGAGGUAACAGAAAUGAAGGGCCACCUGUUAAAGUAUCCACUUGAAGUUGAUCGAACGGGCAAGGUGAAGCCUCUUCCUGGCUCUGAGACAUUCCCCGACGUGGGCGGGACUAUUACAGGGACAUUUACAGCUAUUCAAGAAAAUCUGACCAUCUGAUCAACUUAAUGAUACUCAUCAUGCAAGAUGGCCGACAAUUUUCUCCAAUUAAAGUCCUCCAGUGAAGAAUAUGUUUAAGUCUUUGACAUUAACUUGAAUUCCAUAUGCUAUUUGCUCAAUGUUUGGAAGGAAAAAA
Molecule: messenger RNA, 3219 nt
Organism: Juglans regia (Persian walnut)
Lineage: Eukaryota; Viridiplantae; Streptophyta; Magnoliopsida; Fagales; Juglandaceae
Product: phospholipase D beta 1-like
Exons: 11
Coding region: 525-3083 (852 amino acids)
Biological process (GO): phospholipid catabolic process; phosphatidylcholine metabolic process
Cellular component (GO): plasma membrane
Molecular function (GO): calcium ion binding; D-type glycerophospholipase activity
Source: RefSeq, a predicted model, not a curated record